Molecule: messenger RNA, 3544 nt
Organism: Cloeon dipterum
Lineage: Eukaryota; Metazoa; Arthropoda; Insecta; Ephemeroptera; Baetidae
Exons: 5
Coding region: 1826-3460 (544 amino acids)
Source: RefSeq, a predicted model, not a curated record
CUCUCGGCGGCCGAGCGCAACCUCGAUUCCUGCCGUUUCUCCUCCCGCCAUUCACCCGCCGCAAAUCCCACUCCGCCGCGAUUCAUCGACAUUCAAUGAAAAAAUUUAAUAAAUAAAAGACGCAUUCCAAUUUCCUGAAAUUCUCCAUCUGAUUUUGUGCAGAUUAAAAUUCGAAUAUUAGUUUGGGAAAUAUAUUGUGAACCACGUAGAGAUGGUUAAAAUAAUGCAUUUCUGAAUAAAUCACCGGGGUCAGGAUUCACGCGCCGCGCAGAUAUGGCGUCUCGUAGAGUAAGGCGGGAAAAAUCACAAAAAUAGCUUCAGCAAAAUGCAUAUUUUUUAUGUUAUUUCUUUAUGAACAGCUGAUUAGCCCAUUAAUUGGCGAAUCGAUCGUUAGAUGGCACGUCAGGCGAAUGGAAAUGAAACAAAAUACGCGGGAAUUAAAUUAUUAGGUCGGCACGCCCCUUUAUCCUGAUUGGCCUCCAUUAUUUCGACGCCAUAUUCAUUUCUGACCGGCGGAAACCAAACUAGAUCUCAAAUCCGGACCCCGGUGGGAAUUACGACUGCGCAGAAGGUUUUAAUUCGAGUCACGCAUGCGCAGUGAUAAUUUUCUGCCUCCCUGAAAGAUUAAGAAGCGAUUUGAACAUACUGCGCAUGGUUAAGAUGCGCACACGUUUACUGCGCAGCUUCAAAACGGGCGAAUAUUCAAAAAAUUAUAAAUUUCAACGCCAGAUUGACUUCUGACCGGAAGAAACCAACACAGAUCGCAACCCGGCCCCCGGUGGAGUAAAUAAAUUAUAGAUUUAUUAUAGGUUAAAAAUAUAUAUAUAAUUAAAUUUGUUUUCAAAAUUUGUUGCUUGUAAAUUAAGCGUCAAAACGUCACUUUUAUUUUCAUUGUCAACACGUGUUGAGAAAAAUUAAUUUGAAAAACUCUGGGCAUAUUUGAAAUUUUAUUUCAAUCAAAAUUACUGUCUACGCUGGAUUUUCUUGGAAUUUUUAAAGGCGUGUGAAUGUAGUGGCUCUAAAAUUUACGAAAAGAAGCGUGGAAGGUGCCUUAUUGCUAAGAAAACAAUUUAAUUUUAUAGGUAAAAAACAAUUUGAGAUUUUACAGAAAAAAAUAAAAAGCAUAAAUAAUAUUUAUUUUUGAAAACAUGUGUUCGCCUUAUGCAAGGGAAUAUUUUCUUGGACCCUGGAUAAACCUCCUAGCAGUCUCAGGUACAUAGGGGAGUUGCGUUCGCAGCGCCACAGUUUGGACGUGCGCUAUAGCCAAUUCUCCUUGUAUUCCAGAAAUCUUUCCAUCCCGCAUCUAGCUGCAGGAGAGGCAACACUAGCACGCAUCAAGCAGCCAUCUUUCUCGCCACCUAAAACACCACGUGUCAAAAAUUCCUCGCUUUUCGGCUGUUUCUACCCCUAAAGCAACGCGCAGUGGUUGGCUCUCUGCAACGCUCUAUUCAGGUAAUUAAUUGAUAUUUAAAUUCAGGAAUAUUUUCUUUGACCCUGGAUAAACCUCCUAGCAGUCUCAGGGAUAUAGAGGAGAUGCGUUCGCAGCGCCACAGCUCAGAGGUGUGCUAUAGCCGAUGCUCUUUGUAUUCCAGAAUACAUUCCAUUCAGCAUAGAUUAAAUUGAAUUUCAGCAUCCGCAGCUGCAGGAGAGGCAACAAUAGCACACGCAUCAAGCAGCCGUCUUUCUCGCCACCAAAAACACCACGUGUCAAAAAUUCCUGCGGAUUUUACUCGCUUUUCGGCUGUUUCUACCCCUACAUCAACGCGUGGUGGUUGAAAUAAUAACAGGAUUUGCUCUCUGCAACGCUCUAUUCAGGAAGAUCAUCAUGGACAACAAGGAGAAAUUGAAGUUCGCCGAAAACAAGUUGCAGGCUUUGAACAUCAAGCCCGUUGCUGUCAAGAGUUUGCAGCAGUUGGCCGCCGAGACAGUUCGACACAAUGCUCCGCUUUACCUGUACAACAAGGAACGCACCUUGCUUCUAACAAGCUUAUCAAACGACGUGAAAAAUCUAGUGUUGGAUAGACUUAUUAGAACUGAGUACGGCGGACCAAACGGCAUUCCAAAUACCGAAUUCGUCGAUUAUUUUCAAGCGUUUUCCGAUUUGCUUAAUUGGAAAACGACGGAAAUGGACCUCGACGCACUGAUGACAUUUUGCCGCAAGAAGUUGCGCGCAAAAUUCUAUAAAAAGGCUCUGUAUCUCCUGGCAGAAAAAUCAACCCAUCUGCAAACUCUGGAGAUUACGAAAAACUGGAACGCGAUCAUCGGCGAGCAACACGUGCUUAGGUCGGUUUGCAGGCUGCGCAACCUCCAGACCCUGACCGCGCCUGACCUCUACCUGGACCUGAGCGACGUGAUGCACACGUGCAAGGAGCUCGAGUACCUUACGCACAUUGAGCUCAAAGGAAUAAACGUGUGCGGGGCGAACUACCAACACGUUGAUGAAUUUAAAAAGUGCUUGUCGCGUCUGGAGGUUUUCCUGUUCAUGCCAGUAGCAGAUUUGAGCGAGGGAAAAGACAAAUUCAGGAGGCACUGCAUCAAACACCUGCCAAACGUGCAGAUAUUUGAAUGCCGCGUGGAGAAGCAAGAACUUCCUCUCGGCUUCCUGGAAAAGGACGAUCUGCCCUUUGAAGCGUCUGCCCUGCAGCACUUGUACACAGUUCCCACUAUGAUGCCGUUGGACCAAUUUUUCCCCGAGGUCAAGUCCCUCAAGGUCCUCUACUGGGUGGUGCCCGAGGAGAAAAUCGACUCGCUGCUGAACUUUGGACACGUUGAGUGCCUCGAGUUGAACUGCAGCUACGACGUCGAAAACGUGGUGGACAAGUUUGUGGCGUCCUAUGGGCGUGGGCUUCUUGAGUUGAACAUUAGUGGCGGACCCAACAGCCUUUACCUCAAUGAGAUUGGUGAAUCGUGUCCACUGCUGAGGAAGCUGUCAAUUGCCGAUGUCAUCAUUGAAAAUGAAUAUGGCAGCAGGCCAGCAGUAUUCCCGACAAUCACGGAAUUCAGCUGGACAAUUUCCAGCAACCAAUCGAGAUAUUUGCUGUCUGGUCUUCUGCGUUCGUUGCCGAAUUUGGAGCGGCUGGCACUCAAGAAGACGCGAGUUGGGAGCUUCGAGUUGGAAGACCUGCAAAAAGUGGCAGAACUCGUGGCUGAAGGGCAAUUGGGGAAGCGCCUCGAGUCUUUCACGCUGAAUUUCGGCGUUUAUUCAGUUGAACUGCACGGACUGGCUACUGACACUUUGAGUGCGUUUGCAGAACUGAUCAAGAACUCGAGUGUUUUCCUGCCGAAUUUCAGCACGGUUGAAUUGAGCAUCAAUUUAGGAAGGGAAUUCCUGCCGAUGCUGCCUCGACGCGGCACUGUCCUCCACUACACUCCGCUUGUUCCUUUCUCCAAGGAAAUUAUGCUGCUUGGUGGCGAGCAGAACUUUUUGCAAUUUCUUUUUGCUUUCAGAAGCACAGAAUGAACUACAUUUCACGACUUUCAUGACAUUUUGGCUGUGAUCUUAAUUGUUAAGUGUUGUAAUUAUGCGUGUAAUAUAUUUAAUAAU